GCUUUUCCUGCUUCUUGCCCGGAGAGAGAAAACUCUGUUACUCACUUCGUCUCCAACUUCGAGAGGAAGUUACCACCUCUUCCCUAGACUCUACACUCUCUGCACUCAGCUCAGGCAGACACACACACACACACACUCACACACUCACACCCAAACACACACACACACGCUCUUCAGGACUUGACCACAGAAGCAACAGGGAAUCAACUGAAACAGUCAGGACUGUUCGUAAUGCUGUGUUUCUUUCAAAAUUUGGAGGGAAAGAAGGCUUUGCCUAAACCUUUCUGUGUGGACUGAACAUUUUCAGAGGGACAAUUCUUGUCAUCACAGACUGGAUGGCCAAAUGAACUUUUUGGACUGAGGACCAAAGAUCAAAGGCCCUGAUCCAAUCUCCGACUUCUCAUUAAAAGUAUGAGCUGGGACUGAGGACGUGCUUCAUAGUUUAAUUUUGUGGUGUGAGGAAAUCAAAGUCAAGCUCACCAUGGAUGUGAAGAAAAAGGAAAUGGACCUGCUGAGCAACAGCAUAGCUGCAUAUGCACACAUCAAAGCAAACCCAGAGAGCUUCGGCCUUUACUUUGUGCUUGGAGUGUGUUUCGGCCUGGUGCUGACGCUCUGCCUCCUGGUCAUCCGCAUCUCCUGUAAGCCACGGACCAACGUCGCCCCCCCCACGCCGGAGAAGAAACACUUAAAGGACAUCAGCGUGGAAGACGAGGAGAGCGAGGACGAUGACGAUGAAGAUGGGGAUGAUGUAGAGGUACCUAUGCCUUUGCCCAGCACAGAAAUCCCAGUUGGUAAUCAUACCAGCCAAUCAGAUGGGACACUGAGUGUGAACGUAUUUACUUCAGCUGAGGAGCUGGAACGGGCACAGCGACUGGAGGAGAGGGAACGCAUCAUACGUGAGAUCUGGAGGAAUGGCCAGCCUGAUAUCCUGGGGUCAGGAACAGGGACUAUUGGAAGAGUGCAUUACUACUAAGAUACACAAGGCUUCAGGGGAAAUAUUCUGAGCUCUGUGAAAGACAGACAAGGACCUUUGGGCUGAUCGGAUGUUCCUAAAGCCUGUGAGACUUGUGUUAGAUACAAAGCGACAUGAUGGAAACAGGACAGCAUUGAUGUGAGUCAAUGCUAUGCUAAAAUACUUAGCUCUGACACAGUUGAACUAUGUGAUAUUGCACUUCCCAUGUAGCAGUGCUAUGCAACUACAUGCCAUAUAAAGAAAGAGGUGUUUUAAAGACUGAUAAAUCCAUAUGGAAAAGAUGAAUGUGGGAGCUGACACCUGAAGUAAUCAGUUCAUUGGUGCUUAAUGACAAAAAAUGCACACAACUUGGUUAAUGUUUUAAGUACAGGGAAAUGAAAGCAUAUAUGGACAAUGUAUGUACUGUAUUUUGUAAUGAAGAUUAAUUGUGUGCAGUGAGGACAAUUGUCCUCUAGACUGGUAAGUUUGUGGGGGAAAGAAAACAAUCUCAGCAGUACUGUUAAAGGAAAUUACAUUGUUUGAACAAGCACAUAUCAAUCAAUUUGGGGGUGAGAUUGCAAAGUAUAAUGUAAAUACAAUUCAAAUUGGAGUCUUUAAUUUCCCCAUGCCUGUGUUUUCAGGGAUAAUUCCACCAAAGGAAAUGACAGAAUUAAAGUAUUACGCUGAAAUCA
Messenger RNA from Etheostoma spectabile (orangethroat darter), 1644 nucleotides. It is a transcript of the gene eva1ba, whose product is annotated as eva-1 homolog Ba (C. elegans). The transcript has 4 exons. NCBI's taxonomy places the organism in Eukaryota, Metazoa, Chordata, Actinopteri, Perciformes, Percidae. The record is from RefSeq and is a predicted model, not a curated record. Bases 482 to 973 code for a protein of 163 amino acids.